AUGUGUGUCACGACGCGACCGGUUAAUUUUACAGAAACUAAUCAGGCCUCUAACACUAAUCCCCUGACGGCGAAGAAACUUGCCCGCUACGCCCAUCUGGGUUCACACUUCAAACAAAGAAGUUACCGGGGUUGGCUCUACUGCGCUCACCAAGGCUUUGCGAAGGUGGACAAGCAGGUGCGGUCACAUCCGGCAGCUGGUCGUGUGUCCAGCUGUCAUCCCAACAAGGUGACCAUCCUUCUCUGGGCACCCUAG
Dibothriocephalus latus is the source of this 255-nucleotide messenger RNA. The record is from the annotation of a GenBank genome assembly. NCBI's taxonomy places the organism in Eukaryota, Metazoa, Platyhelminthes, Cestoda, Diphyllobothriidea, Diphyllobothriidae.